This is a messenger RNA of Fraxinus pennsylvanica, 1158 nucleotides long. NCBI's taxonomy places the organism in Eukaryota, Viridiplantae, Streptophyta, Magnoliopsida, Lamiales, Oleaceae. The record is from the annotation of a GenBank genome assembly.
AUGAUUAAGCCUUGUUGGAAACCUUUGGUGGAUGGUGAUGGAAGUAGGAGGGGAGGAGACGGGAGUCGGCGAUGGGGUGAUCCAAAUGGAAGAGUUGAUGGAUUGUUUUGGUACAAGGAUCUGGGACCUCAUGUAAAUGGAGAAUUUUCAAUGGCAGUGAUUCAAGCCAAUAAUUUAUUGGAGGAUCAAAGCCAGCUUGAAUCGGGGUCAUUGGGUUCGCUUAGUUCAGGGCCAUAUGGUACUUUCGUUGGAGUCUAUGAUGGACAUGGUGGACCAGAGACAUCCCGAUUUGUAAACGAAAACCUAUUCCCCAAUCUCAAGAAAUUUGCCUCUGAGCAUCAAGAAAUAUCGGCGGAUGUUAUUAAGAAGGCUUUCUUGGCAACUGAGGAGGAAUUUCUUUCUCUAGUGAGACAUCAAUGGCUCGAUAAACCUCAACUUGCCUCAGUAGGAACAUGUUGUUUGGUCGGGGUAAUAUGCAACGGGCUACUGUAUAUUGCCAAUGCUGGAGAUUCCCGUGUGGUGUUGGGCAGGGUAGAUAAGGCCGUUAAAGGAGUUACAGCUAUUCAAUUAUCAACAGAGCACAAUGCUAAUGUUGAGUCUAUUAGGUCUGAACUACAAUUAUUGCAUCCCGACGAUCCACAGAUUGUGGUUCUUAAACACAAAGUUUGGCGUGUUAAGGGUAUCAUACAGGUCUCGAGAUCUAUUGGCGAUGCCUAUCUCAAGAAGUCGGAGUUCAACAGAGAACCACUAUUGGCAAAAUUUAGGCUAUCCGAACCCUUCUACAAGCCAAUCCUUAGUGCAGAGCCGUCCAUAUUUGUACACAAGCUCAAUCCCAAGGAUCGGUUUCUCAUAUUUGCUUCUGAUGGUUUGUGGGAGCAUCUUAGCAACCAGGAGGCUGUCGAUAUUGUCCACAGUUACCCCCAUCAAGGCAUUGCUCGGAGACUUGUUAAAGCUGCUCUUCAUGUGGCAGCCAAGAAAAGAGAAAUGCGAUACUCAGACUUGAAAAAGAUUGAUCGAGGUGUAAGGAGACAUUUCCACGAUGAUAUCACAGUCGUGGUCGUGUUUAUAGAUCCGUCUUCUACGAAUAGAAUACCUUCUCGCAGUUCGAGUUUUUCAAUUAGAGCAAGAGGAGGUGUUCCUACCUCUGCUAAUUCAUAG